This is a messenger RNA of Cephus cinctus (wheat stem sawfly), 1041 nucleotides long. RefSeq lists its product as uncharacterized. The record is from RefSeq and is a predicted model, not a curated record. The transcript is spliced from 8 exons. NCBI's taxonomy places the organism in Eukaryota, Metazoa, Arthropoda, Insecta, Hymenoptera, Cephidae. Bases 32 to 883 code for a protein of 283 amino acids.
UUAAUAGGACCUGAAAAUUAUCUGUCUUUUAAUGAUAAUAUUUUUAAAAAAAAUGGUUUGGAAGCAAUUACCAAUUGGUACCGUGAUCGAUUCCUUCAAAACUCUAUUGACUUUUGAAUUUUUACCAAAAUUCAAAAGAAAUACCACAUGCUUCAUCUGUAAUUGCCUGGAUAGAUUUCUUUGUGCGUGCAAACCAAUUUCCACGAAACGUUUGCAGAGAAAAGGAGUCAAGUCCAGAGGCUGUGGUCGUAAACAUUGCGGAACCAAUUGCGUGUGCAGCUGCAACAGAUGCAAAAAAUACAGCUCCUUUCAAAAGAAGCGGGUACUGAAUACCAAUUUUCUAGCUGAUCUUGCUUAUAAUCAUCGAGUUUCGAGAAAUCAGGAAAUCGUAGGAAGUCAGCUGGAUAACGAGGGUAAAUUAAACAAGGACAGCAACCGGAUCAGCAUUCAAGAUCCUAGCCAGGAUCUAAUCAAGGAUCACAGAGACGUGUCAAUUCCUAAAAAGAAUGGACAAGAAUGGUGGACAAGUCUGAAGCAUCAAUACAUGCCGCCAUUGUCUCAAGGAUAUCCGGAACCUACUAGAUCCGAUUGCUCAUCCGUGACAUCCGGUUUCCGUUCAGAGAUUCCCAACUCCUUCACAGACUCCUUAUCAGUAUUAAAAAGCGUAUCCGCCAUAUCGAAUUUAUCGCACACCAGAGAAGGUUUGAAAUCAGAAUCCAGAAUCGAGUGUCCGGUUGGAAGGGAUCACAGCGCAUGCGCAAGAAAACCGUCCAAAGCCAGAACAAAAUUCAGACGGAGAUCGAAGAGAAACACUAGAAGACUAUUAGGAGUUGGACAAAAAAUCGGCAAAAGAAAAAUAUUCAAAAAAAACUACGCGCCGUAAUUGAAGACGCUUUCAGUAGUUGUGCUUGGUGUUCAAAUAUUUUGUCUCUAAUCUAAUAGUUAUUUGAAAUUGGCCGACUGACUUGUUUUUUUUCCAGACUUUUCGUGUAAUUUGUUAUUUACGUAUCCCGCAAUAAACGUUGUCUCUCCCUUAGUAAA